AAAAAAAAAAAACUAUAAAUGAAAAAGAUCUGAUUUAUGAUAAAUAUUACAAUUAGCACAAUUUUCUAGAAUAUUGGUAGGUUCGAUUGUCGAGUUUCCCUAGCGGGUCGCUGCGACGGCGCUGUGGAAGGUUCAGGUGUCUUCAUGUCAAUCUCCUCCUCUUCCGCUUGCUCGUCUCCGAUCUCAGCUUCUCUGGAGAGGAGAUUGGAGCUCACAAGGGAGACAAGACCAAACUCAGUGUAUGUUCAGAGUUUCGGGGACACGGAGGACAAAAUUAGGAAAUUGUUUGACAAGGUGGAGCUCUCAGUUUCGGCUUAUGAUACCGCCUGGGUAACGAUGGUCCCUUCCCGGAGUUCGGAAACCACUCCCCUUUUCCCUCAGUGUCUGAACUGGUUGUUGGAUAAUCAACAUUGCGAUGGAUCAUGGGGUCAUGAUAACCACCAUCAAUCUCUUAAGAAGGAUGCACUCUCGUCUACGCUGGCUUGCAUCCUCGCUUUGAAGAAAUGGGGGACUGGUGAGAGACAAGUAAACAAGGGUCUCCAGUUCAUUGAGUUGAACUCUGCUUCAGUCACGGAUGAAACAUUAUGUACACCAGCUGGAUUUGAUAUAAUAUUUCCUGGGAUGAUCGGAUAUGCUAGAGAUUUGAAUCUGAAAAUUCCACUGGAAGCAGCAGUGGUUGAUGCCAUGAUGAGGAAAAGGGAUUCAGACCUCAGAAGUGGUAGUGAAGGAAUCUCGGAGGGAAGAGAAGCUUAUCUGGCCUAUGUUUUAGAGGGAAUGGGAAAAAUACAAAACCAGGAACUGAUUGUAAAAUAUCAAAGGAAGAACGGUUCACUGUUUAAUUCACCGGCCACAACUGCUGCAUUCCUGAGUCAACUCAAAAAUGAUGGAUGUCUCUGCUAUCUUCAUUCUCUCCUACAGAAGUUCAAGGAUGCAGUUCCCACAGUUUAUCCCUUUGAUCAAUAUGUGCUUCUUAGCAUGGUUGACACUCUCGAAAACCUGGGAAUUGAUCGGUAUUUUAAGAACGAUAUCAAAAGGGUGUUAGAUGAGACCUAUAGAUGCUGGCUACAGGGAGAUGAAGAGAUAUACUCGGACUUAGGCACUUGCGCUUUGGCAUUCCGACUGCUGCAUGGGCAUGGUUACGAUGUAUCAUAUGAUCCAUUAGAUCAAUUUGCAGAAGAAUAUGGUUUCUCCAACUCUCUUGAAGGUCACCUGCAGGAUACAGUUUCUGUUCUGCAAUUGUUUAAGGCGGCAGAACGUAGCCCAGAUGAAUCAGCUUUGAAAAAACAAAGCUUGUGGACCAGACAUUAUCUGAAGACGGAACUGUCCAACUGGUCAAUCACCCGAGAUCAAGUCACAAACCUCAAACAAGAGGUUGAGGAUGCUCUGGUAUAUCCCUUCUAUGCAAAUUUGGAACGACUAGCUCAUAGGAGAAAACUCAAAGGUUCCAGCUUAGUAAACGCCAGGGUUAUGAAGACAUCGUAUUGUCUGCGCAAUAUUUGUGACUCUGAUAUCUUGAAGUUAGCUGUGGAAGAUUUCAAUUCUUGCCAGUCCAUACACCGUAAAGAGCUGGAAGUUCUUGAUAGGUGGGUUGUGGAGAAGGGAAUGCAGAAACUGAAAUUCGCCAGACAAAAGCUGCCUUACUGUUACUUCUCUGCGGCUGCAACACUCUUUGCUCCAGAACUAUCAGAUGCCCGUUUAUCAUGGGCCAAGGGUGCUGUUCUUACAACGGUAGUGGAUGACUUCUUCGAUAUCGGAGGCUCUAAAGAGGAAAUGGAAAACCUCAUUCAUCUAAUCGAGAGGUGGGAUUUGAAUGGUGUUCCCGAGUUCUGCUCAGAACAAGUUGAAAUCAUCUUCUCGGCUCUGAAGGAAACAAUCCUCGAAACUGGAGAGAGAGCAUUCGAUUAUCAAGGACGCAAUGUUACAGAUCACAUUGUCGAUAUCUGGCUGGCUUUGAUCAAGUCUAUGUCGCAAGAAGCCGAGUGGUCUCGCAACAAGUCAGUGCCGACUUUGGAAGACUACAUGGCAAAUGCAUAUGUAUCAUUUGCAUUAGGACCCAUCGUCCUCCCGGCGCUCUACCUUAUCGGGCCGAAGCUUCACGAGAAAACCGUUAAAAGUCGGGACUUCCAUAAGCUUUACGAGCUCAUGAGCACUGUUGGCCGAAUUCUAAACGACAUACAAGGCUUUAAGAGGGAAAGCGAUGAAGGCAAGCUGAACUCGGUUUCCUUGGGUAUGAUACACGAGGGCAAAGGCCAAAGCAAAGAAGAGAUAAUUGAAUUGAUGAAGGUUUCGGCCGAGAGAAAGAGGAGAGAGCUGAUGAAGAUGGUGUUGCAGGACAAUGGAAUCGAUGUUCCAAGAGAAUGCAAGGAUGUGUUCUGGAAAAUGACUAAAGUCUUGCAUCUCUUUUACAUGAAAGACGACGGCUUCACUUCCCAUGACCUUCUCGGAGUUGUGAAAUCUCUCGUUUACGAGCCCGUUUCCUUGCAGGAAUGAUCGCUCUCGAACCUGUUUUUUCCUGUAAGAAAAACUAUGCAAAAAAGAUUUUGACUCUUGUUUCAAGAAAAGAAGAUGAUAACCUUUUUAUU
Molecule: messenger RNA, 2582 nt
Organism: Tarenaya hassleriana
Lineage: Eukaryota; Viridiplantae; Streptophyta; Magnoliopsida; Brassicales; Cleomaceae
Product: ent-kaur-16-ene synthase, chloroplastic
Exons: 15
Coding region: 145-2490 (781 amino acids)
Biological process (GO): gibberellin biosynthetic process
Cellular component (GO): chloroplast
Molecular function (GO): magnesium ion binding; terpene synthase activity
Source: RefSeq, a predicted model, not a curated record